Messenger RNA from Cantharellus anzutake, 363 nucleotides. RefSeq lists its product as uncharacterized. Lineage: Eukaryota; Fungi; Basidiomycota; Agaricomycetes; Cantharellales; Hydnaceae. The transcript has a single exon. Bases 1 to 363 code for a protein of 120 amino acids. The record is from RefSeq and is a predicted model, not a curated record.
AUGGCUGAGGUCCUUCAGUCAGUCCUGCCUGAGGGUACUGCACAUGCGUACCAAUUGACAGAUUUGCAUCCUGAUGUGUGCAAGAUCGCAAAGGUCGCUUGCAGUGACCUCACACUUUUUGGCUUACCAGAAGGCAGCAACUGGAGCCUCAAGGAAGAAUUAACCACCUUCCAUGCUAGAAAACGGUAUAUCUUGGCAGCAGCAGAAGAGCUAGCAAGAUUGUCCUCUCAGCCUAGUCAAAACGUUGGACUUGAGGCAAGCGCUUUCGUAACUGAGGAGUUCGAAGCACUCUUUGAGAUGGAACUCCUGCACGAGGGGGUGUACAUCAAGUAUCGGUGUGGUAAUUGCAGCAGGCUAUUUUGA